UAUAUUUUUUACUUAGAAAGAUCUUUAUUUUUCUUACAUAUCUAUGAUAUAUAUUUUAACUACAAAGAUCUUUAUGUUUCUUACAUAUCUAUCACUAACUUGUUAGGAAUAUACGGACAAAAGGUGUGCACCUGGUACCGAGCCCCUUACGCGCGUGGAACUUGUACAAAUUAUAAACAUGUCAAGUCCACAGAAUGCGAUAAAGCUUGCAAAAAUAUAAUACAUUUUGAGGGCAGAUGUGAACAUUUUCAGGAAAAAGGAGUAAAGAACCUAGGUUGCUACUGUUAUCCAAGUAUAUGCUAGUGACAAUUGCAAACUUCAAAUCCUAUGUGCAACCAUACUAUUUACUAUUACCAUCCAUCAAUAAUAUGUCAUAAUUUUA
Camelina sativa (false flax) is the source of this 382-nucleotide messenger RNA. RefSeq lists its product as uncharacterized. The record is from RefSeq and is a predicted model, not a curated record. NCBI's taxonomy places the organism in Eukaryota, Viridiplantae, Streptophyta, Magnoliopsida, Brassicales, Brassicaceae.